This is a messenger RNA of Lytechinus variegatus (green sea urchin), 6615 nucleotides long. RefSeq names its product kinesin-like protein KIF28P. Gene Ontology annotation, molecular function: ATP hydrolysis activity; microtubule binding; microtubule motor activity. Gene Ontology annotation, biological process: cytoskeleton-dependent intracellular transport; microtubule-based movement. The record is from RefSeq and is a predicted model, not a curated record. The transcript has 21 exons. The coding region runs from base 1 to 3072 and encodes 1023 amino acids. Lineage: Eukaryota; Metazoa; Echinodermata; Echinoidea; Temnopleuroida; Toxopneustidae. Gene Ontology annotation, cellular component: kinesin complex; microtubule.
AUGAAAGUAGAAAAGCAUUGGUUUGUUGUUGAUUUCAUCAAUAGGUCACAUGACGGUUUUGAAGAAGACGCUGAUGGUAUUCUUCAUGGGGUACCUGGUAGUAACUAUGCAUCACAACAGAAUGUAUUUGAUGACCUGGGACAAGGUGUCUUAGACAAUGCUUUCAAAGGCUUCAACUGUUCAUUGUUUGCCUAUGGACAGACAGGGGCCGGUAAAUCAUAUUCCAUGGUUGGAUAUGGGCAAAACAAAGGUAUUGUACCUAUCACAUGUGAUGCUCUCUUCAAGACGAUAGAAAAUUCUUCAAGUGACACAAAAUAUGAAGUCACAUUCUCCAUGUUGGAGAUCUACAAUGAACAGGUCCGUGACUUGUUACAGAAGAACAACCCGAAGGGAGGUCUGGCUGUUAGACAGAACCCUAAGGAAGGUCUCUUCUAUGUUCAGAAUCUUAAGAAGGCUGCCGUAGGGAGCUACAAGGAGAUUGAGAGGAAGGUCGACGAAGGCACUGCCAACAGAACAGUAGCAGCCACACAGAUGAAUGCUACGAGUAGUAGAGCGCAUACUGUUAUCACAAUCACAUUCAAUCAGAUUAGUAAGAAUGAUGUUGGGCAGGAGACUAAGAAAACUAGUGUUAUCAACCUGGUUGAUUUGGCUGGUAGUGAAAGGGCAGACUCCACUGGUGCUACUGGAGACAGGUUAAAAGAAGGUGCAAAUAUCAACAAAUCUCUAUCAGCUCUUGGCAAUGUCAUAUCUGCCUUAGCAGAUCUAUCUAUGGGUAAGAAGAAGACGAUGGUUCCGUAUCGUGAUUCUGUCCUCACAAAGCUGCUUCAGAAUGCUUUGGGUGGUAACAGCAAAACCAUUAUGAUUGCCGCCCUGUCUCCGGCUGAUAUCAACUAUGACGAGACCCUGGGUACCCUGAGGUAUGCUGAUCGUGCCAAGAAGAUCAAGAACAAAGCCGUCGUGAAUGAAAACCCAGUGGAGAAGCUCAUCAGAGAGCUGAGAGAGGAGAAUGAAAGACUCAAGAAGUCUCUGGGCGGAGGGGUGAUGCCCAUGGAGGGAUCGGCCGGAAUGAGCCCGGAAGAAAUUGAAGCGAUGAAGAAGCAGAUGGAGGAAGAAAUCAGGGCACAGCUGAUGGCCAACCAAGAAGCAAUGUCAGAUAUGGAUUGGGAUACAAGGUUACAACAAGCAAGAACAGAGCAAGCAGCUGACGAUGGUGAGCGUGACAUGCAGGAACAAAGAAAGAAUAAAGAACCUCACUUUACAAAUCUCAAUGAGGAUAAUGUACUCAGUGGUGUCAUCCUCCACUUCUUGAGCGCCAGUGAGACGACGAUCGGUAGGAAAGAUGCCAGCCCGGCGCCAACUAUACCGCUCAGUGGUCUCAGUAUUCAGAAACAGCAUGCACUGGUGAAGAAUGAAAAUGGCGAUAUUUCCAUCAAACCAGCCACAGCGGGGGCAAAGGUCAAAAUCAAUGGUGCUCCUCUUGUUGGGGAAAGGAUCUUGUCUCAUCUUGACAGAGUCAUGUUCGGUUCAAAUCAUCUGUAUAUCUUCAAGAAUCCUUUAAAACCUCAGUCUGCUGAGGGCACUCCAGCAAGCAUUGAUUGGGAGUUUGCUCAGAAAGAACUUGCUCAGGCCAAAGGGUUUAACACCAGUACAUCUGGACUAACAAAAGACCAACAGAAGGCCCAGGACCAGAUCCUAGAACUGCUUCCCAUGGUGAAUGAAGUCAAUGCUGUUAGUGAAGAACUCAAUAAGCACAAAAACUUUGAGAUAAUACUCAUCAGCGGGGCUGCACAAGAUGGUCCUAACAAAGAAACAAAGGUGACGGUAAAGAUGACUAGUCUUCUGAAUGGUAAUGAAUGGCUAUGGGAAAGGGGCAAGUUCAUUAACAGGAGAUACGUUGUUCAGGACUUGUAUCAACGAUACCUUGAUGGAGAUGAUGAUGUCCUCAACCUUCCAAAAGAAGAAGAUCCAUUCUGGGAACCCCCUGAGGAUGUCCUGAUCGGUAGUGCUAAUGUCUUCCUCCAGAGUCUCUCUUAUGCUUUAGAUUUUGAUGAUAAAGUUACCAUCACUGAUUUCAAGGGUACUGAACAGGGAUACCUGAUUGUGAAUGUUGCCCCUUGUAAUCAAACAGGGAAACCCCUCCCUGAUGAUGAGUUUGUUGAUGAUCCUUCAGAACUUCUUGGAAAGCCAUACCAUUUUAAGGUCACCAUCCGAUCUGGAGAGAUCAACAAAUCCCGCUUCUCUCGAGGCCUCCAUGUCACCUACCGAUUCAUGGAUGAUCCCGACCUCACUGUCACCCCUGUCAUCAAGGACACACUGUCACCCGAGUGGAAGCACAGUCGGGUCAUCUCUAUUGCUUCCGUUGAUCAGAAACACUUGGAAUUCUUCGAUUCUGGGAUGAUCUCCUUUCAAGUGUAUGGGAAACAGGUGGACUCGGACCCUGAUCCCAAUCUCACUAAACUCACCACAAAGGAACUACGUCAAAUGAAGAAUAUGAAUGACGGUGGGAGCGCAGGACUUAAUCGUUCCAUGUCAGUGGUAGAGAAAGAUGAACUUGCUCAGAUUAAGAGUGAAUUAGUUCUACUCAAGAAGAAACACGAGAGAUUAGAGAAGAAAGAAAGAAGAUUACAGGAAAUUUGCAAGGAAUGGGAGGAAAAGUCCCCAGAAGAGCAACAAUUUGCCCCUUUCUUCCGAUCUGUCUCAGCAGUAGCUAACUCUACUGGUACAAAACUCAAAACAAGAGUACAGAUGCUCAAUAAGGAGGACAGCGUAAGCAUUUACAGUUUUGAGCUAGACCCCGACCAAAAAACGCAGCCUUCAUCAAACAAUCCUCCACGAGCCACCAACGGGCCUCCGAGGCCUCCAUCGGCCAAAGUCAAGGCUCCUGCAUCGCCGGCAGGCACGAAUGGCACCACCAAAUUACCACCACAAAACAAUGGAAGCGACAAAAAUGCUGAUCUUAUGCAACUGCAGAAUGGAGCAGGAUCAGGACAAGGGAAUUCUGGGACAGUCGUCAGGACGAACAAACAGGGAGAGAAGGUAGAGGGAGGUAGUAAGGCAUGCAUCGUUAUGUGACCUCUGUCAGCUCACAGGAGAUAUCAUGGGAUAUUAUUAUUCUGGAGGCGAUAGCUGUGCUAUAGUCCAUUGAAGUUGACAUUGAGUAUAUUUUUAAAGAGACAUUCUAAGUACUAUAUGAUAAAGUUUUGUAAUAUGGAAAUUAUCACUCCGAUGGUUUGAAAUUGUGAAAUGUUUUCAAUAGUUCUAUGCCCUGAGAGAUGAAGAUUAGAAUAAGAUUGAAUUGUUGAGAUACAAUCAAUUAAAUGUCUUAUUGAUUAGGGAGUACUUACAUGCAUGGCAAGCCAACUUGAAACCCACAUAAAAUUGCCAAAAUAGUCAUUUUAGCUUCAGAAAAUCAAAAUUGAGAAAAAUGGUUGAUCUGAAAGAGUAAACCACCCUCAGCCUACAACCGAAAUAUGAAAUUUUCUCAAGCAAGGUACAAGUGUUUCUUAAUGAACAUUUCUCUGUGGACUGCUCAUAGUUUUGACAGAUCUUUCACAAAGUUUUUAUGUCAUGUUUCAGUGAACCUAAAACCUUGUAACUUCAUAUUGGUUUGCCAGAGUAUUGGUGAGUAAACUGGGUGGUUACUUAUUUCUUAAACUUUUUCAUUUAUACAUAAGAGUCGAUUGCUGAGAAAUUCAAUGAUUGGGUUAUCAUUAUAGUUGUGUCUUUUACAGUGUUAACAACUAUGAUAUGUGAGUCUUAUUUUUCAAGAAAGACUUCAUUUACAGUAUAAAAACUGAAUCUAUACAUUGAUAACAUUUUGUAUAAAUUCAUGGUAUUCUUUUAAUAUGAAAUGACUUAAUUUGAUGUUCAUUUCCAGAACUGUAGCUUUGUGGUAUUUUGUCAUCAUUUUUGUUUUCUAUUACAAUCUUGCAUUGGUCCUAUUUAGACACAGCUAACUUGCUGCAUUUCAAAUGGGAUAUUCUUGAAAAUAAGAAUCCAAAAGUCUGUUUUUUUUUAGAAAUCCACAUGGACUUGAUCCUCAUUUCCAAUAGUUUGUGUGUGCUAUGAACUAAACCCAUAUCAUUAAAACAUUAUGAUGAUGGCAAUUAUUGUUACCAUUAUCAUUAGUAGUACUAGUAUUGUCAUCAUCAUCUUGAUUAGGAUAUUUUUGUAUCUGUUUCAGGUGAAUUCAUAGUUUAACAUGCUACAAUGACAACCCAUAGAAAUUUGGUUAUGUAAUGUUGCUUUUUUUUAAAUCUAGUAAAUAUUUCAUUUGAAAAAAAAUUACUCAAAGUUAUGUGAAGUUUGAAGGAAAUUAUGCUGUAAAUAAAUAUGAUUUUGUUCUUCUUGUGCUAAAUAUGUUUGGAAAUGGAGAGCAAUUUGUUUUGCAUUGUAAUGAGAAUAUUGUAUGUAUAUUUGGUUGUUACAGCAUUAUUAUUUAUGACAUUUGUAUUUCAUUAGAAGCGAAAUCAAUAUACGCAAAUCACAUACCAGUUGAUGAUUAAUUGACUUCUCAAAUGUGCUAUUAGCGGAAUCGAAGAUGGAGCUUAGGUUAUAUUUUACAAAAUUAAAGCCAUGUUUAUUUAUUAGAAAUUGUGAUUUUCGGUGGGUAGUUUUAUUUUCAGCAGAGCUUUGCGCUUUUCUAAUCUCGGUUCUUCUUGGGUGUGAAAUGCAACCUAUCGUGUGGGAAAAUAUAUUAUUAUGAUCAAAUGAUAUUAAUUAUAUCAAUAGUUUGAUAUUUGAUUUCUUAAGUGGAUUUCAGCUAUGCAAAUAUGCAAUAUGAGAUAUAUUACCAGGAAAUGUACAAUAUUUCUCUGUGCUAAAGAAUAUAGAAAGCAGAACCUAUGCUGUAAAUUUUUAUAUAAAUAUAUUUGAUAUGACAACAUCAUGACACAAGAUUCUGUACUAGAUGGAUAUGUUACACCAUAUUUGAAUUGAAAUACAUAAACAUUGCUGUAAAUAACUUCAUUCAAAGUUCAUGGCUUUUUAGUCGAGAACUGCCAUGCACGUUUUUCUGGAAUGGUAGAAGCAUAUUUUUCACUGGUGAACAUAAAAAAGCAUAUUACGCAACCAUAAAUUUUCUUACCAUGUGUGUAUCAUAUGUGAAAUGAAAAUGAGAAAAUGUUAUAAUAGGUCUGGGUUUGUAUGUUAAAGAAAAUGAUAUCGUGAAAGAUGAGACACAUGAAUAAUCCAAAAUGUAGAGCCACAACUCCUUUGUCAUUCAGAGUCAUUGUCAUUGGUUCAUUUCACAAGCUAGUCUAUUAAGAAAAAGUAUGAAUUAUUUGUAAUGAUUAUCAGAUCAUUUUGUGGGUGUUCGGGUAUGCUAUACUGUCUUUCAAUUGAUCACAUUUUUAGUAUAUACUCAGCUCCUCAGGUGAUAAUGGCUUGAUUCUAGAUAAACCAUUGAAUAAAUUGAUGAUAAAUAGGGGUUGCUGGUAAAAUUAAAUAUUUUGAUCCUGUGGAAAAUACCAACAAAAUUAUAGGGAAACAGAUUCAGGGGAAAAAUGGUUUUCUACAGGUUAUUCCUAACAUAGACUUAACUGUAAUUGCUCAAAUUAUUUAUAGUUUCUGAUUUAUUUUCUUUCAAAUUUAAAUCUAAAGAAUUUUAGAAGUAUGUUAUUUCAGAUGUUCUGAUCCCUUUUUCACAUGACAAAGAACAUUCUUCUAGAUUAUGAGAUGCGAGUUAAUCCAGUCGAGUCAUCAAGUGCCUCUGAUAUUUAAAAUAUGAAUUUGACUAUUCUGUAAAAAAUGAAUUCAUAAUGUUUGCAUAUGAAUAUAAUAUAUUGAUUUACUUAUAAAAAAAUAUGUUGAGCUAUAGUAUUUUGUGUUCUUGAUGAUCAUUUGUUUAUAUUUUUGUAUUUUUUUCACAUCAACAUACGUAAUUUCUACCGUACAUACAUGUGUGUAUUACUAUGUAGUCCUGGGGAAUAUUCAUGUGGAAUGAAUAGACCCUUGUUUACGUGACCCCUUAGGAAACUGCCGUCCUCUUAGAUAUGUAAUUUUGUGUGAUGAACAGACACCAGAUUACCUGACCCCUUAAAAAGAACUGCCGUCCUCAUGUAGGUGAUAUUAGUUUACCAUUAUCUUUACGUUUCUUUUUCAAAAUCUUAAAAUGUUUUCACAAAUUUUGUAGAUCGUGAUGAAUUUCAGAUCAUCUUAUACUACAUCAGAUAUAUCCGUCCAUUUAAUAUUUGUAUUGCAUUUUGUACAUACAUGUAUAUCAUGGUUGAAAGGACAAUAUUGUAAAUAAAAUGGUCCAAUCAUUAAAAAGAGAGAAAAAAAUCAGAUAUAUAGAAGGAUAAUGAUCUUGAUGUCUAUGAAUAUAUGUAAAAAGUGAGAGGGGAUGAGCUGUCUUUCAAAUACAUGUAUAAAACGAGUAAAUAUCUCCAUACUAUUUGAAUGAAAAUGAGUGAUUGGUAGAUAAUUUACGGAUAACCUAUUUAUCAAUGUAGUCUUUCAUGUGUACAUAAUUGUGUGGUUAUUACUGAUUUCUUUGAGACAUCUCCGUACUUCCAUUUCUUCUCACAUAUAUUUCUUGUGACCGAACAACCUUGAAUUCAUGUUAAUUAAUCAUGUGGCACAUUUAAUAAAUAAUAUCAUGUACACAGAAAGUGA